Arvicola amphibius (Eurasian water vole) is the source of this 543-nucleotide messenger RNA. RefSeq lists its product as uncharacterized. Bases 138 to 524 code for a protein of 128 amino acids. The transcript has a single exon. The record is from RefSeq and is a predicted model, not a curated record. NCBI's taxonomy places the organism in Eukaryota, Metazoa, Chordata, Mammalia, Rodentia, Cricetidae.
UCCGCCCCCGCUACCCCCACCCACACUGGGUGUAGAAAUACUGCUGCAGUCCCGGCCACCACCCACUGCACUGCGACCCUGUAGGGACUUCGCCUCUAAGUCUCAGCAUCUGACCUGCCUGCCCGUGGUCUGCGCCAAUGGCUAAAGGUCCCUUUGCGCGCAAGCCCUGGGGUCCAGAGCAGAUGUAUUUCGACUCCGACCCUGAGUCCGAGGGCCUGUUCGAUAAGCCGCCCCCGGAAGAAAGCCACACUGCCCGUGCACCCAAGUCGGCGUCCUGGGCUGGCAGGAAAUCUGGUCGGCGCGCUGGCGGGAGAGCUCCAGGGACCCGUGCUGGGCAGUCCCGAAAGGCCGCCGCGCGCCCGGAGCCCGAGCCCAAGGAAGAGGAUCCUUUGGUGGAGGAGCCUCCGGAGGAUGAGGGCUGCUACCUCGACCACUUCCCGCAUCUCUCCAUCUUCAUCUACGCGGCCAUCGCCUUCUCCAUUACUUCCUGCAUUUUCACCUAUAUCCAUUUGCAGCUUGCCUAGGCGGCCAGGGUCGAACGGA